UCCUCUGGAACCUGCACACUGCACACCUCCCAACUCGUCAGUCCUCACAGUCAUCACGCUCCCGCUACCACGCCUCCAACAAUCAAAAAGCGCUGGCUUUGAUUCCCCCUCCCUCCGCCUUUCCCACCUCUUUUCCCUGUUAGUUUAUCCUCCGUGUCCCCUCCCCUCGAGGAAACUUAAUCGGAUCUCGCUGAGCUCUCGGUCAAUCGCUCGCAUUUCUUUACUAAUCGCCACUUCUUGGAGAGACCAGUUUUUAAUGGCGCUUAUUAUGAAGUGUUUUGUGUUAAACCUCCAAGGAGCAGAGGGAAGCUAGAGAGCCUCCAGAGCCAAGAACACGCUCAGGUACGCCGUACUCGGGCAUCAAAACCUCCUCGGAUUCUCUGCGUGCUGGCGCACAAGAGGGGAGAGAGCUUCCCGUUUCCCAUCAUCCCCACACAGGAGUGCUGCGGCAGUCAGUCUCCACUCUCCACUCCCCCAGUUCGUCCUCACUAGUCACUUCUAUUGGCGGCGGGCGGCGGCGGCGACCGCGGUUCGUCCUGCUCCGCGGCGGCUUCUUGGUGCCGUCUCCGUCUGUGAGGAGUUCCUCCGUGCGCGUCUGGGAAAGGGAGGAGGAAGAAAGGGCUCUUCUUUGAGGACAAAAUCAGCUUCGCUUGAGAUCUUCUGGAGUAUCCCUUCUUCACAGCCAAUCAGAUCUUUGGGCGUAACAAUAUGUCGCCCAAGCGACUACAGGGCGUGGUUAUGUUGUUAAUGCUCAUGGUUCUCAAUGUUUCAGGUGCAUUUGUUGGUAUCACUAUUGGUAAUGAUAUGUCAAACCUACCAUCAGCAACAGAUAUAGUGGCUAUCCUUAAAGCAAAGAAGAUUCAGCAUGUUCGCCUGAUUGAUUCAGACCAUCAGAUGUUGACUGCCCUUGCAAAUACUGGAAUAGAAGUGAUGGUUGGGGUUCCCAAUGAUCAGCUACUUCGUGUGGGGCAAUCUCGAUCCACAGCUGCUGAUUGGAUUAACAAGAACGUUGCUGCUUAUGUUCCAGCAACUAACAUCACAUAUAUUGCAGUGGGUGAUGAGGUUCUUACUAACAUUCCAAAUGCAGCCCUUGUUCUUAUACCUGCAUUGCAGUUCCUCCAAUCAGCACUGUUGGCUGCAAACCUCAAUACUCAGGUGAAAAUUUCGAGUCCACAUUCAAUGGAUAUGAUCUCGAAGGCAUUUCCUCCCUCCACUGCCACUUUCAAUUCGACAUGGAGCUCAAUAAUGUCUCAAUAUCUUCAGUUUCUGAAGAAUACAGGAUCUUCCUUCAUGCUGAAUGCCCAACCAUACUAUAGCUAUGUCGGAGGACAAGGCGUAUUCCCCUUAGAGUAUGCACUAUUCCGCUCACUCAGUCCCAACGGUCAAAUUUCAGAUCCCAACACCAAUCUGUUCUAUACCAAUAUGUUUGAUGCAAUCAUUGAUGCUACUUACAACUCAAUCCAAGCAAUGAAUUUCACGGGGAUUCCUGUUCUGGUCACAGCUUCUGGCUGGCCAUGGCGUGGUGGGCAAAAUGAGAAGGCUGCUACUGUUGAUAAUGCUUUGGCCUACAAUACGAACCUCAUACGUCAUGUACUGAAUAAUUCUGGUACGCCCAGCCAACCAAUGAAUCAGUCAAGCACCUACAUCUUUGAGCUAUUCAACGAGGAUCUUCGGUCAGGACCUGUAUCAGAGAAAAGUUGGGGGAUUAUGUUUCCCAACGCUACUACUGUGUACUCUCUAUCAUUUGAGGACGUGGCCACAACUAUCCCAGAAUCACCAGCUCUGCGCGGGAUGUUUUGUGUGGCAAAUUCAAGUGCACCCCAUGGUGCACUGAAGCAUAGUUUGGAUUGGGCAUGUGGCCCUGGCUCUGCAAACUGCAGUGCAAUUCAGCCUGGGCAACCAUGCUAUGAAUCAGAUAACAUUGUAGCUGUUGCUUCAUAUGCUUUCAACGAUUAUUAUCAUAGAACACAAUCUAGCGGUGGUACAUGCAGCUUUAAUGGCACUGCAAUGAUAACAUCUACUGAUCCAAGCCAUGGUUCAUGCAUUUUCGCUGGAAGCACGGGCGCCAACGGCAGCGACGGCGGUACAGCCUCCGGGCCUGUAAGCCCUGACAGUUUUGCUUCGAAAUCCCAAUCCUGCUGUAUGGUUUCAGUGGUGUACUGCUGUCUUUCUUAUCUUUGCACUUUUAGCCUUUUCGAAAAUGGUUUGAGCCUAAGCGCGGCGGGCAUGUCCUCAUCCUCCUUCCCCACCUCCCGCUUCCCCUUCGCCGCCGGCGCCGGGGCCCCCGGCGGCGGCGGAGGAGGAGGAGGAGGCGGAAGCAGCGUGCGGCCGUGGGGGUCGAGCGGCGGGACGUCGGUGUCGUCGUCUGGUAAGCGGAUACAGAAAGAGUUGCUGGACCUCAACGCCUCCGACUGCUCCGCCGGGCCCAAGGGCGACAACCUCUAUCACUGGCUCUCCACCAUCAUCGGGCCCCAAGGAUCGCCGUAUGAAGGAGGGAUAUUUUUCCUUGAUAUCGUGUUCCCCCCUGAUUAUCCUUUCAAACCUCCCAUGGUAACUUUCAAAACAAGGAUUUACCACUGCAACGUUGAUUCUGCUGGUAAAGUGCAUUUGGACAUAUUGAAGGAUGGCUGGAGUCCAGCUUUCACCAUUUCAAAGGUGUUACUGGCAAUAAAAGACAUCAUCGGCAAUCCAGAUCCAUACACCCCGCUUGUGAUGAGCAUUUCACGUCAGUAUCUUACUGACAGAACUAAACACGAUGAAAUAGCAGCUGAGUGGACAAUGAGGUUUGCAAGAUAGGGAAUUCUGUCUGUAUGUAAGCAAGAUUGAUCUUGUAAAAGAAUAAUCCUUAAUGUGGCCUGAGAUGUAGAAUGUUGGCAAAGGACCCGCGUUUUGUUUAAUCCGAGUUGUGACAUAAAGGUGUAAUUUGUGUUUGAGUAUUACUUGCUGCUUUUAAGCACAGAAUCAUCUCCUUUUUUUUC
Setaria italica (foxtail millet) is the source of this 2978-nucleotide messenger RNA. RefSeq names its product glucan endo-1,3-beta-glucosidase 4. Gene Ontology annotation, molecular function: hydrolase activity, hydrolyzing O-glycosyl compounds. Gene Ontology annotation, cellular component: plasma membrane. Gene Ontology annotation, biological process: carbohydrate metabolic process. Lineage: Eukaryota; Viridiplantae; Streptophyta; Magnoliopsida; Poales; Poaceae. Bases 709 to 2796 code for a protein of 695 amino acids. The transcript is spliced from 10 exons. The record is from RefSeq and is a predicted model, not a curated record.